AUGAUGAAGCUUCCUCCAAGUUAUAGGGAUCCUAAGAUUUUCAACAACAAAUAUAUUAUCAAAUAAUAGAUUUCAUCAGGUUCAUUCGGUAUCGUGUAUUUGGCAUUUGACAAGCACACAAGAGAGGAAGUGGCUGUAAAAAUAGAAAAAGAAGAAAAUGAAGAUGUUAGUUCUCUUGAUAGAGAAAUUUCCAUCCUUAAUCGUUUAAAUGGAGUACCUGGAACACCUAAACUUUAUUGGAGUGGAUUCGAGUAAGACUACAAUGUGAUUGUAAUCCAAAUUUUGGGCAAGGAUCUGAGUCAAUAUAUAAAGCAAUAUAAGAAAUUUAGUUUGAAGAGUGUAUUACAGAUUUCAUAUCAAUUGCUAUCUACAUUACAGUAAGUUCAUGAGAAGGGUGUAAUCCAUAGAGAUUUCAAACCAGAAAAUAUAUUGACAGGAUAUCAAUAAGAGAAUGGCACUAUUUAUUUAGUGGAUUAUGGUGUAUCAAAAGUCUAUUUAGAUAAUCAUGGAAAGCACAUGUACUGAAUUUACCUAAGGCAAAGCCCACUUAAAGACAAGAAAUCAUUUAUCGGGACAACAAGAUAUGCAUCGAUAGCAGCACAUCGAGGUUACGAAUUAGGAAGAAAAGAUGAUGUGGAAUCAAUGUUUUAUGUUAUGAUAUAUCUCUUAAAAGGGUAGAGAGAACUUUCUUUAUAUUAGUAAAUUGCCUUGGUAAAAUUUACAAAAUAUUGGAGAUAGAGAUCGAACUGAUGUUGUAGGUGAAGUUAAAUAGAAGACAGAAAUAUCAGAAUUAUGUAAAGAUGUUCCAUCUGAAUUUGCUGAAAUAUUUAAGUAUUCUAAUUAAUAUCAAUUAGUUAUUUAAAAAAGUUAGAAUUCAAAUCUGAACCAGAUUACAAAUAUAUGUUAUCUCUUAUACUUAAGGCAGCCACUAAUAAUCAUAUAAUUCUAGAUAAAUUAUUUGAAUGGACAGAUCGGCAAACCAAAAUAAAAGAUUAAAUGAUUUGGGCUUUGUCUGAAGAAAAAUAAAAAUUACCAUAAAUGAAUAGUUCAUAAUAAAUUAUGGGUUCAAAUAAUCUUCUCAAACCUCCUGAAGCAAUGAGAGCUACAGGAGGAUCUCCAAUUCGGAUGGAAUCUAAACAUCUCACAAGUACUUCAAUUUAAGGAUCUUUGUCCUCAAUGAUGAUUAAAUAUAUACCAUCUUAAGUUGAAAACACUAGCAUGUGUAAUCAAGAUGAUAAGCGAUCAAAAAGCAAGAAAAGCAAACGAAGUAGAAAAAGUGCUAAAUCUUCUAAACGUUAAUCAGUCAUUUUUCAUAGUGGAGUAUAAAUUAUUGAACCUAAAGAUUAACUUAGAGUAACUAAAUAUUCAUUUUGUAGAGACAUAAAACUAUAGAUUCAACUUGGGGAUUUUAAUAAUGCAUGAAUGAAUUCAGUGGAGAUGAGGAUUCAUAAAAACUAUCCAAAAAAUAUCAUUAAUUGUAGGCUUGCAGUCUUCAUCCAAAGAAAAUACCCAAAAAUACUUCUAAAUUAUGA
Molecule: messenger RNA, 1532 nt
Organism: Paramecium pentaurelia
Lineage: Eukaryota; Ciliophora; Oligohymenophorea; Peniculida; Parameciidae
Source: the annotation of a GenBank genome assembly